Molecule: messenger RNA, 4753 nt
Organism: Gymnodraco acuticeps
Lineage: Eukaryota; Metazoa; Chordata; Actinopteri; Perciformes; Bathydraconidae
Gene: fam151a
Product: family with sequence similarity 151 member A
Exons: 13
Coding region: 2084-3970 (628 amino acids)
Source: RefSeq, a predicted model, not a curated record
AAACGUCACAUGAUGGUUAACACUGCGGCCCUGAACAGCUCUACGCCAAAUCUAAAGUUUCAUCAUAUGCCGUUUCCAUGGAAACGCAGACCUCGCCAUAAAACACAAUGUGGUCGUAACUCUUAGGAAAAUUGUCCAAAUGGCACCAGACUUCAGAUGAUGGCUAAUGGUCUGGCCCUCAACAUGUCUAUAUGACAAUUGUGAGAUUUGUUAAAACGCUGUUGCCAUGACAACAUGUUACUCGCCAUGAAACACGAUAACGCUGUCACUCCUAUAUGAAAAUUGUCAAAAAGUGCUUAAACUUCACUUUUGUGCUAACGGUCCAACACUUCACAUGUUUGAUAACGAUGCAGCCCUCAUGAUAUCUAAGCUUAUUAUGGGGUAUCAUCAUAUAGCGUUGCCAUGGCGACAUAUCACUUGUCAUUAAACAAGAUUUUUAUGUUACUGCUGUAACUCCUGUAGACAUUGUCUGAUCGGCCCUAAACUGCCCACGUUUGCCAACGGGCGAGUCCUCGAGACACCUAGGUGACGUGUCGACGUGCGGACAACAGCCAACCUGCACGGAUCGUCGAAGACCCGCUCAUCGCUGCUCACAGUUUUAAUUUAAUUAAAAUUAGUUUUUGUCCUGUCCUUUUGUUGUCUUGUUCCUUCCUGUUUUAUUUUUGAAAAGUAAUCCUCCCUCUCAUUUCAGGUCGCUGUGCUCCCCGCCCCUGUGUGUCUCCUGCAUUUUUGAUUGUCUACCUCGCCCUGAUUGUUUCCACCUGUGCCCCCUUACCUUGUGUGUAUAUAUUGUCCUAGUCCCCCCCCUGUCCUGUGCCAGUGUAUCCAUUAAAAACAACAGAGCCCCUCUCCAUCCCAACACCUUUCAUCUAAUAUACAAUCCUGAUUCCAUUAGCUUUAUUAUCUUGUUUUGCCUAACUGCCAACAUUAGUAAUACACACUAGCACUUUCAUCUAAACAUACAGUAGAGGAAGGAGCAUUAGCAAUAUUACUUUCGGUGGUGGCAAAGGCAAUAUUAGUAUUAGCAGUUUAUACAUUUACUUUUCACACACACACACACACACACACACACACACACACACACACACACACACACACACACACACACACACACACACACACACACACACACACACACACACCAACAUCAGAUCAACACAACAGCUCUUGUUCUGUGUCAAAGCUUAUGUUCAUUGUUCUGUUUACUGGUGGUCUUCUUUAUGUGUCCUGUUUAUGUUCUGUCCAACUGGAUUUGAUUUAGUUAAAAACAGUGUUAUUAUUAUACCAUUUAUAUGUUUUUCCUUUCAUAUUUAUGUAAAAACAAACAUUUCUCAAUACCACUAUUCAUAAAUAGGCUUCUGUUUGUUAAAGUGUCAAAAUAUCAUGUGGUGCGACCUUUAUAUAUACAGUCUAUGGGUGCGACCAAAUAUUUAUUUUACUGCAAUACAUUUGAAGAAAUAUAUCUUAUUUCUCUUGAUGAAAUAUGAAUCACUGAUAUAUAUGCUAUAAUAAUAAGUGAAUUGUAUUUAUUUAAACAUAUUUCUCAGAUUUAUGAGAUUUAAAGGAAACAUUUGAAACGAUACAUUGAAAUUAUUAAACAGAAAUUUUAGAUCACUUCAACAAAAUAGAAAUGCACAUUUACUUACCUUUUUAACACUAAGAUUACUGGCAACUUAAUGUUAAAGAUAUGUUAAAGUUAAAGAUAUUAAGAUGCAGUUUAUUUUUAUUGAAAAUAAUGAGCUGAAACAUCAACAUGGAAAAAACAUUAGAAAAUGUAAACACUUCAACAUAAAUGUAUGUGUCAACAACAUUCUUUAUGUCGGGAAACUUUCAAUACAUACUUAUUUUCUAUAUUUUCAAAUUGGCCUGAUGAAAUCCCUGAAAAGUCAUGGACCCAUAUAAUCAAGCAAGCAGAGAUUGAAAUCUUCCGAGAAAUGACAGAACGUCAGGAAGGGAGAGCUGCCUUAUAUUAUGGGUUGUUGUGUUUAUAUAAGACAGAUUUUAAACUGUAGGGACCUUCAGGGCAACGCGGCACCUUGCUCUGUGUGAACACCUCUGCUCGGUAGAUAAGGCUUAUCUGUCUAUGUGUUGUAAUGCAGCUCUCUGCAAACACUGGAGAUUUGUAAUCCAGCACAGUAAAGAGCAGCAGGAGAGAAUGGGAGAAACUGAGGAGAGGAGCGACAGAGGCACGGAGGAAAGUCCGGAAAGGAUGAUGCCGUACCACCAAGCUCUGCCAGCAGAACCACAGAGCAAGCUUUACCUGGGCUGUCUGAACAAACCUCAGCUGAUCCUGAUCUCUGUGGCUGCUGGACUCGUCCCCCUGAUCAUAAUCAUUACUGUCACAGCUGUGCUCGCCACAAAGUCAGAUUCCUCUACUGCUCUUCGCUUGUUUUCUACUGGUGGAGACAUGCUGGACUUCCUGGUUCAGUCAGGUGAUAUCAGCUCACCUGACGGCUUGAUGGCUACCUGGUACCACAGAGCUAACAGCAAGAAGGACAUGAACAAAGCCCUCACAAGUGAUGCUAUGAUCCUGGAGGCUGAUAUCACUCUGGAGGGUUAUGGAACAGCCAAUGAGAAUCCAAUCCCCAUCAUGGCCCACCCUCCUGACAUCUAUAGUGACAACACUCUGGACCAAUGGAUGGAUGCAGUGCUUGCCUCUAGAAAAGGCAUGAAGUUGGAUUUUAAGACUCUGAGAUCAGUGGGUUUGUCAUUGGACCUGCUCAGUCAAAAGUCAAAGAACAGUAGCAGAGGAAUCAACCGGCCCGUAUGGGUGAAUGCAGACAUCCUCCUGGGUCCCAACGCACCAGCCUUCCUGCCUAUAGUCAAUGGAACCAGUUUUCUGCAGUUGGUUCAGGAAAAGUUUCCUAAUGUGACGUUGUCUCCUGGAUGGAAGGUAUUCUAUGGACCUCCACUUUUUGCUAAGACCUACACCGAGGCCAUGGUGAAGGACAUGUACGAUAUGAUCAAAGAUGUUCCCCAGAAGGUGACCUUCCCUGUCCAUGCUCUGUUGGGUCGCGGCGGCUGGCAGCACAUCAGCUGGCUCCUCAGCCAGUCGUCACGGUUCAGUCUGACGCUGUGGCAGGGCUCCAUCCACCCAAACAUCAGUGACCUGCUGUUCAUCCGGGAGAACAGCCACCCUGCCAGAGUCUACUACGACAUCUAUGAACCAACUCUGUCUGCAUUCAGACAGGCAGCAAGCCAGCAGGGACUUCUUAGGAGAUUCUAUCCAGGAGGAGACCUGAUGGACUUCCUGUAUCCAAAUCACAACUGUGACUUCCUGUCCACGACCCCACGACGCAGCAGCCUGGACGUCCGCUGGGUCAGAGUCACUGACCGGACCUCCCUGCUGGAAACACUUUCAGGUGGUGAUGGGGGUAUGUUGGUGGUUCAGGUGGUCUCUGACAGUAAUCGACCCGGAGUCCCUCUGGUGGAAGGUUCUGGAAAGAGCUCGGAAGCCCUGACACUGGAGGACCUCCUGGAGCUGCUGGGCCAGAGAGCUGAGGCACCCUGGGGUGUUUACCUGCGAAUCCACUCUCAGCAGCUUCUGGAAGCUUCUCUCACACGGCUGCACUCGGCUUACAGCCAGGAGAAGCUGUACAGGCCUGUGUGGGUCAGCAGGGAGGGUCCACUCAGCCCAGAUCACAACCAGGUGUUUGUGUCCACAGUAGAGAGGCUGUUCCCGUAUGUCACGCUGGUCCUGAAGCAGCAGAACCUGCCUGCUGUGUCUCAGAGGGUGGCUCUGCAUGUGAACACAGCAUCACUGCAAACAGGGCUUAGAGCUUUCAGUCUCACGCUCCUACGUCUGAUGGACAUGACGGAUAGAUACGACCUUAUAGUGGAGGAGGACACCAGGGCUUUAGAGGGCUUAAAAGAAUUUAUGAGUCGGCAUACACAGAGAGCAAAAACACAUCCGUAUCUGACAUCUGAUCAAUCCCAACUGAGGAGGGAUAUGACCAACCCACCAUUUUAGCACUUAAAGAGGUAUUUCUGUUAUAUAUAUUGAUUUCAUGUGAAUAGACAUGAAUGUAUCUAUCAUUGCAUAUUGGUAUUUAAAAACCACAAUGAUCUAUUGAUGAUCACAUGUUAUCAGCUGAUACUGGCCCAUUACUGAUGUUAGGGGGAAAUAUUGUAAAAAAUAAAUGUAAGAAUGUCACUCAUACAUGUGUAGUAACAUCUUUCAUACCUGUUAAUUUGCAAAAGCAGAGAAGUUUGUUGAUGGAAAUCAUGGUUAUGAGGAAAGGUCGGAGGGCAUGUUCUAACCAUGAAUGAAGAUAUUGUUUGUCUGCCGUCUAACAGCAACGGUGGGAUUUAUAGGUUCAUGUUAAACUGUUCCUUGGCCCCAGAACAAACAGAAUCUUAGUCUCAGCUCUAAUGAUAAACGAUACAGCCGUCGGUCGGUCGGUCGGUACACCACCUCGGUCCGGACUGCGGUGUCUCAGAGAUCACCUUUUAAACAGUAAAUGAUUGUGUCCUACUGACUUUAAAAGAUAUAUUUGAGAUUUGAUGCCAGGUGUUGAGUGAUAUGAAGUGCAUUCACAACAAUUACAUGACAAUCACGCAGGAUGAACCCUAAAAGGAGUGAUCAUUUUUGGCUUUUAGUGAAAUUACCUGAAUACUUUUGGAUGGAUUACCAUGACAUUUUGGUCUGACUUUCAUGACAUUUCUACAAACUGAUUUUGCACAUGGGACAAGAUUUCACUAUUGGAAAGGUUCUGGUCUCAGACUCUUUACUUAAGUAAAAGUACAAAUACUA